AUACUAUUUGGUAUUAUGAGAAGAAAAUCAGAUUUUCUGAGUCAACUUAGAAUGAAUUCAAGUCAAGUUGGAGAUCUUGGAAGUGGUGCAGGCAAAGGAGGUGGUGGUGGCGGAUCUAUAAGGGAAGCUGGUGGAGCCUUUGGUAAAAUGGAAGCAGCUAAUGAAGAAGAGUUCUUUUAUAAACAACAACGAGAACAACUGGUGAAAUUGAAGGAGGAUUUGAAUGAUGAAAUAACUUUUCAUGAAGAACAGAUCAAAAAAGACACCAAGAAGCCAUUAAGAGAAAUAAGAGCCGUGUGAACAAUUUGGAAAAAGGCAACAAAUAAGUUAGCGUACAAUGACAAUAAUUAUUAUUGAUGAUAGCAUCCUAAGUAUUACAGGAAUUAGUUAAGUUAAAAGGCACACAGUAUUUACUACUACCAAGGGAAAGUUUGCUUUUUUAUAUUUUUAUUUAUACAAUUUUAUUCAUUUAAAUGUUCUUUAAAAAUUGUUUAUGCUUAUAAAUAAAAAUUAAAUUAAAUACCA
Homalodisca vitripennis (glassy-winged sharpshooter) is the source of this 525-nucleotide messenger RNA. Its product is annotated as ATPase inhibitor A, mitochondrial-like. Gene Ontology annotation, cellular component: mitochondrion. Lineage: Eukaryota; Metazoa; Arthropoda; Insecta; Hemiptera; Cicadellidae. The transcript has 3 exons. Gene Ontology annotation, molecular function: ATPase inhibitor activity. The record is from RefSeq and is a predicted model, not a curated record. Bases 16 to 300 code for a protein of 94 amino acids. Gene Ontology annotation, biological process: negative regulation of ATP-dependent activity.